AUUCCGUGAGGGUGUUGGGGCGCCCCGAGCCCUUGGGCAGCCUUGCUGGCUGGCAGGCAGGGAGGCAGGGAAGGGGUUCUACAGGCAAGAUGCGGGAACCGGCCUUUGGGCGCGUGUGGGGGCCGCAGCUCGGGCGGGGCGCGGCUGGGGUGCAAACGCUCCUCUACUCGGGAGCUGCCGGCGCCCACCAGGACCUACCUUCGAGCAGUUAUAAAGGCGUCCUUUGUCUGGUUGUGGCAUCGUACAUUACGGAUUGUGAUGGGCACUGUUAAGAAAAAUGAGAAUUGCUGCAGAUUAUGAAACAUCGACUGGUUUCGUCCCCGAAAAAAGAGGGAGUCAUACCACGAUGCAUAUUUGAAGCAAUGAUGUCUUGUGUGGAGAUUCUCCACCAGCUAGCUUGGUCGUAGCAGUUGUGACUGUUUGCAUUUUAAGUUGCUUAGGAUUCAGUGUCACGCUUCACGCCUGGCUAUCUGUGGUCAGAAGUAAAAUACUAGAUCAUUGGGAACCCUGGACUUUUUAUCCAGUGAAGGAAAAACGGACAUUUGGUUUACUUGGACUAGUAAAUUUGUCAGGGAUUAUGAGACAGUAUACUAAGUGCUUUAUUUUUUUACACUUCAUUUUGGCAUCUGUGUUUGCUGAAAAUAUUUCUGCCAGUCACAACAGUGAUGAGAGUAUGGGGAAGCAUCUGAAUUUAUAAGGAAACUGAGAAUAAAAUUUGUGGGAAAGAAAAAUUUUUGUGAAUUGAAAGUAUCAGGUAAAAUCAGUUUUAAAAAAAUGCAUCGAUUACCUUGAUAUUCAACUGGAUCAGCUGUGUGGAAGGUCAGGAAACCUUAAGGUGAAACUGGACCCUGCUUUUAUUUCCUCUGGGAAAAUAAAGGAGUCCUGCAAUACAGAACUACAAUUGCAAUGAAAAGAGACAAGAUAGAAAGAGGGUUAAAAUGAGUGACAGUUGAAUGGCUUCUCUUGUGGCCCCCUAUUUUACUUACCUGUCAUGUUUGUUAUGGGUGAAAUUGGAAUCUUAGAAUUUUAACUACCUUUUAUUGUAUUGCCAGUUUAUUCUGAACAUUUUUUUGCUUUUGGAUUCAUCUGUGAUGGUUCCUGCUGUCUGCCUUUGCAUGAACCCUUAAACAUGUUGUCUGUUACUCUUAUCUCCAGAGAAAGAUUUAAAAAAACUCAUUCUCCCUGAAGAGGUGCCACAAAAGUAAAAUAAAUACCCUAGAAUAGCCAAUUUGCAGGAUCUUGAGAAUAAUUCAUAAACUUUGGCUGGAGUGAGCAUUGUUCUAUGGUAUGCAUGAGAGACAUAAAAAGAAGUUAACUAGGGGUGUAUGUUAGGAAGACUUACUUGUCCACCAAGGAAAAACAAACCACUGUUGGUUUUACAGGGGAAGGAAAGGGUUUGUAUAGUUUACAAUGUCAGUUGUUGCAAGUGAUGUUGGACUCCUUUCUUGUGCUUUCAGCUACAAAAGACCCUACAGCUGUAGAGAGAGCAAACUUGUUAAACAUGGCUAAACUCAGUAUUAAAGGACUCAUUGAAUCUGCUCUAAGCUUUGGCCGCACUUUGGAUUCUGAUUAUCCCCCCUUGCAGCAGUUCUUCGUUGUUAUGGAGCAUUGUCUGAAACAUGGUCUUAAAGUAAGAAAAUCAUUUUUGAGUUAUAACAAAACUAUAUGGGGCCCUUUGGAACUGGUGGAGAAGCUGUACCCAGAAGCAGAGGAAAUAGGAGCUAGUGUCCGGGAUUUACCUGGUCUUAAGACCCCCCUGGGUCGUGCAAGAGCGUGGCUUCGAUUAGCCCUCAUGCAAAAAAAAAUGGCUGACUACCUGCGUUGCUUAAUUAUUCAAAGGGAUCUCUUGAGUGAAUUCUAUGAGUAUCAUGCACUAAUGAUGGAAGAAGAAGGAGCAGUAAUUGUUGGGCUGCUGGUUGGCCUGAAUGUGAUAGACGCUAAUCUGUGUGUAAAGGGAGAGGAUUUAGACUCACAAGUUGGAGUGAUUGAUUUUUCCAUGUAUUUAAAGAACGAAGAAGAUAUUGGAAAUAAAGAAAGGAAUGUUCAAAUUGCUGCCAUAUUAGACCAGAAGAAUUAUGUUGAAGAAUUAAAUAGACAACUGAACAGCACAGUCAGCAGUCUCCAUUCAAGAGUUGACUCUUUAGAAAAGUCAAAUACUAAGCUGAUUGAAGAGUUAGCAAUAGCAAAGAAUAAUAUCAUUAAACUCCAAGAAGAAAAUCAUCAAUUACGAAGUGAAAAUAAAUUGAUUUUAAUGAAAACACAGCAGCACCUAGAAGUUACCAAAGUAGAUGUGGAAACUGAGCUUCAAACAUAUAAGCAUUCUAGGCAGGGGCUAGAUGAAAUGUACAAUGAAGCCAGAAGGCAGCUUCGAGAUGAAUCUCAGUUAAGACAAGAUGUGGAGAAUGAGCUCGCGGUACAAGUUAGUAUGAAACAUGAGAUUGAACUUGCCAUGAAGUUGUUGGAGAAAGAUAUCCAUGAGAAACAAGAUACUCUGAUAGGCCUUCGACAACAACUAGAGGAAGUUAAAGCAAUUAACAUAGAGAUGUAUCAAAAGUUGCAGGGUUCUGAAGCUGAUUUGAAAGAAAAAAAUGAAAUAAUUGCCCGACUAGAAGAAAAAACCAAUAAAAUUACUGCAGCCAUGAGGCAGCUGGAACAAAGAUUGCAGCAAGCAGAGAAGGCGCAAAUGGACACUGAAGAUGAGGACAAGAAAUAUCUACAAGAAUGCCAGAGUAAAUUCGACGGUCUGCAGAAACAAAUCUCCCAAAAGGAGAAACAGCUGGUGCAACUGGAAACCGAUCUGAAGAUUGAGAAGGAAUGGAGGCAAACUUUGCAAGAAGAUCUUCAAAAGGAGAAAGACACCUUAUCUCAUCUUAGAAAUGAGACCCAACAAAUCCUUAGUCUUAAAAAAGAGUUCCUUCACCUCCAGGAUGAAAAUCACCAGUUGAAGAAAAUAUAUCACGAACAGGAGCAAGCUCUUCAAGAACUUGGCAACAAACUUAGCGAAUCAAAACUUAAAAUAGAAGAUAUAAAAGAAGCCAACAAAGCAUUGCAGGGACUGGUUUGGUUGAAAGACAAAGAAGCAACACAUUGUAAACUUUGUGAAAAGGAAUUCUCACUCUCUAAGAGAAAGCACCACUGUAGAAACUGUGGGGAAAUUUUCUGUAAUGCUUGCUCUGACAACGAACUGCCUUUGCCUUCUUCACCAAAGCCAGUACGGGUUUGUGAUUCCUGUCACGCAUUACUGAUUCAAAGAUGCUCAUCUAACUUGCCAUAAUAUUCCAGAACUAAAUUCUUAUGUAUGAAAAGUACCUACGAUGAAUGUUAUGUAUGAACGUGUAUACAGCAUAUUAAGACAGUCCCUCUUAAGCAGCUUUCAGACAGCAUUGGUACCAGUUUUACUGUACCCAUAUUCAACUCACGGGAAUUAUAAAUUGUAUAAUUUGACAUUUCCUCCCCCACUGUAAUUCAGAAAGAAUUUGAUAGGGCAUGCUUUACAGUAACUUUAUCCUAAUUCCUGAUGUAGUAAUCAUGUUAACUCUUUUCUUAAUGCCAUUGAGAGGUCAGAUAGCAUAGCUAACACAUUUGCCUUAUUUUGUAAAGACCUUAAAAAUAGGGCUGAAUUCAGAUUGUUUGAUUCUCCAGAUUGUCAAACUGAUAUUUGAUGGUGCCUGUAAUUUUCUUAAUGCACUUUAAAGCUUCACAGUUCUGAAAAAUUGGAAAUGCACAUUUUAGAAGCAUUUAUAUUUCAACACAUUUUUCAUUACCUUGGUAAGAUUUCACAAUAUUUAUUUGCUCUGCCUUCCUCUGCCCAUUUUGCAUUAGAAAAGGCCUUCCUUCUCUAAAAAGUCAAUGUGACAUUUGCUGAUAACUUUCAGAUAACAGUGCGUUACAGAGGUAUUAUUUUGCCUGAAAACUUUUUAUUUUGAAAGUAAGUUAAAAUUCCAUAUGCAUUUCUUAGGGAGGACUCACACCCCCUUUGAAAGUCAAAACAUAAACCCUUCCCCAGAAAAAAAUGUAGUAGCAGGGAUUACAGGCUGAUUUGAUUCUCCCCUAAGCAUUUAAUAAGUCUAAAGUGCAAUAAAACUUUGCUUUUGAUGAGUCUUGAGUAAAAAAAUUCUGUAUUGUUUCCAUUCCAGUAACUUUUAGGAAGCAUUACACUGUAGCAGUCUACUACUACAGUAUAUGUACAGAAUAAAAUAUUUACCAUUUACUGAGCACCUCCCAAGCCAGGGCCUAGGGUAAAGAUGUAGUUUCAGCCCUGCCAUUAAAUUCAUAUUUGAACUACUUCAAGCAUGAACGUCAAUAAACACUAAUCCUUGCCAUAGCAAGAAUUUAAUCCAGUUACCCUUGUAUAAUUAACCAUUUGAACAGCCUCAGCAGUUGGGGUUCUACUUUCAAGCCUAAUUUAAAUCAUGCACUUUAAGUCUGAGAACCUUUUAAACAUGUCAUAGGUAUCCACAUUACUCCUAAGAGCACUAAUGAAUCAUGGCUACCUCCCUCCCCGCUAGGAUAUGGUUGCUUAUUCUAUAGAAUUGUUUCCUCAGAGUACAUUCUUCCAUUGAAGUUUAAAAUUAUUUAACUUUCUAAAUUGCCAAAGUAUGAAACCAUUGUUUUACUUUCGGAUUUAUCUUCUCCCUAAUCCAGUUUUCAGUGUUCAGUUAGAACUGACAUACUGAUUUAUAGGUGGUCCUUAAUGCUCUGAUAGGAAUAUUUGAGACAUGAAUUAUAUUCUUGGAACUAUUUUGUACUGAUGGGAUUGGAUUAACAUUUUUAUGAUUGCUGAAAAUGAGAAUAAGCAAAAAUGAAAAGUUUCAAAUACUGCUUUUUAUAACUGCUUAAAUUUAAAAUGUGAUUUUCUUAAAUUCCAAGGCUGGUUUCAUUCAACAAAUAAACCAUGAUUUUUAGUCCCCCUUUAAAUUCUUUGCCACUCAAAACUCAUGUCAUCACCAUUGAUUUGGGCUUUUUGUAGGCAGGCUUUUAUGACAGUAAUACAAGUUGCUCCAUUUUGUUUUGACUUUUAUCUAGAAACCAUUCUACUAAUUUUGGAUUUUAUGUUACAGAACUGUCAAUUUGUACUUUGUGAACUUCACAUACCAUUCCCUCAUCUAGGAGUACUACCACAGUAAUGCUAUCAUGGUGCCAAGGAAUUGUGGUUGUAAUUCUUCUAUCCACAGUUUUAAAAUGUGAAUUUUAUAUAACAAAUAAAAGAUUUGAAAAAUUA
Messenger RNA from Globicephala melas (long-finned pilot whale), 5221 nucleotides. It is a transcript of the gene RUFY2, whose product is annotated as RUN and FYVE domain containing 2. NCBI's taxonomy places the organism in Eukaryota, Metazoa, Chordata, Mammalia, Artiodactyla, Delphinidae. Gene Ontology annotation, cellular component: cytoplasm. The record is from RefSeq and is a predicted model, not a curated record. Gene Ontology annotation, molecular function: metal ion binding.